CCUCAUUAGUAAAGACGAAAUGAUGGCUUACUUCCUGAGAGCGAAAUCCCAGCUGCACUGUAAGAUGGGACCAGGAUUUGUCCACAAUUUUCAGGAGAUGACCUAUCUCAAGCCGACCUUCUGUGAACACUGUGCAGGAUUUCUCUGGGGCUUAAUCAAGCAAGGAUACAAAUGCAAAGACUGUGGAGCCAAUUGUCACAAACAGUGCAAAGAUCUCCUGGUCCUGGCCUGCAGGAGACUUGCCCGGGCGCCCUCCCUGGGCAGUGGUCAUGGGUCGCUGCCUGGAAGCCCCUCGCUGCCCCCAGUGCAGGACGAGGUGUUCGAGUUUCCCGGGGUCGCUGCAGGACACCGGGACCUGGACAGCAGGGCCAUCACACUGGUCACCGGCUCUUCUCGCAAGAUCUCUGUGCGUCUGCAGCGGGCCACCACCAGCCAGGCCACCCAGACUGAGCCCGUCUGGUCAGAGGCUGGCUGGGGGGACUCGGGGUCCCACACCUUCCCCAAAAUGAAGUCCAAGUUCCACAACAAAGCAGCCAAAGACAAAGGCUUUGCCAAGUGGGAAAACGAGAAGCCCAGGGUGCAGGCAGGUGUGGACGUCAUGGACCGAGGCACCGAGUUCGAACUUGACCAGGACGAAGGCGAGGAGGCCAGACAGAACGGUGAGGAUGGCUGACGUGGGGCCGGGAGACCAAAGGUGUCACAUGGGCUUUUGGAAGGAGAAAGGGAGACA
Molecule: messenger RNA, 730 nt
Organism: Carlito syrichta (Philippine tarsier)
Lineage: Eukaryota; Metazoa; Chordata; Mammalia; Primates; Tarsiidae
Product: ras guanyl-releasing protein 3-like
Exons: 5
Coding region: 20-673 (217 amino acids)
Biological process (GO): protein phosphorylation
Molecular function (GO): protein serine/threonine kinase activity; ATP binding
Source: RefSeq, a predicted model, not a curated record